AGUUCUAUGCUAUCUUUGUGUCCGCCUACAAGUUGUAGAGAUGAUGAUGGCAUCCUUGAACGAAGGAAUUAACGAAGAAUUUUCUAUACAGCUUAUUGAAUAGUCCUUUUAUUCAUACGACGAUCACUAUGCGUUAUACAGCGAUAUUACUAGAGAAAUCUGCUGCACAGAAACUACUUAGGGAUGCAAUCAGAGAGGAAUCUAAAAGCAGUACAGAGAGAAAAGCAUUCAGAUUGUCAGAUCAUGAUAGCGAGUUGCACUCAGCGAAUGCCUGGGAUGGCGAUGAACACCCACAGGAUACAAGUUUAAGAAUGCUUUUAGACGCAAAAAAACCACUCAGAAGUGGCAAUAAAGGCUUAUAUGGUGAAUCACGUCUAAAAACCAUUCAAAAACCUACACAUACAGAUAAUCUUAUACCGUCAGAUCCAAGCUAUCAAACGUGGGACGCAACUUACGUAGCACCUUCACAUGCAUCGGGUAGUCAGAGACCUGCUAUCUAUAGAGCCCGAAAUACUGCUGAGAUUCAGGCGCUCCAGAAAGUCCAAUCUAUGGAUUUAGACAGUAGAACAAAGGCACAUAUACGGAAUACAAAGAAAUCGAAAACAAAAGUGCGUAGAAUAUCGAAUGCACGUGAAGGUGCACUCGAUUACUCUCUCACUGGUAGUUUAGAUGACGUAGAGAAGACGGAAUAUACCAAAGCCCGUCCACAAAAUAUUCAAGCGUGGAAUUCACACAUAGAGGACCAAAUACAAAUUGCUCAAAGAAAUGGUAAGUUUAGCAAUCUUCCUGGACGAGGUAAACCACUUGCGAGUUUGAAUGAAGAGAACGCAUUCAUUAGUAGAGAUGAACAAAUUUUGAAUAGACUCAUAUCUAGACAGGGCGCCGUGCCUCCAUUCGUAGAGAUGCAGAUGUCAGUGGAACGCGAAACUACGUCAUUCCGGAAUUACCUCAGAGAAGAGAUUGUCAAGAGGGCUCUGGUUGAUUUACCAAAUUAUAGUAGCGAUGAUGUCGUACGUAGCUACCGGGAUCAAGUCUGGGAAGACCGAAAUGUGUCCUACCACAACAUACUUAUUGACAGGGUGAACAGCAUUAUCAAAUCGUAUAACGCGAUAGCACCUGCAUUUUCACGACGAGGAUUACUAGUUCUAGAAACUGAGAUGAAGAAUGCAAGAGAAGAAGCCCUACCGGUUAUUAUAAACCGAUUACGACAUCCACGAGCCACAAGCAAACCUGCGAAGCAAGACAAGAAGCCAAGCACGCUUAUCGGAAGAAUACGUGAGCUGUUCGGUGGUGUAAAUUAAUAAAAAUGAUAAUUUAUUUGUAUACUUGGACUGAAAUCCUUCUUUCGUUCUGAAUGUGAUGAA
Wallemia mellicola CBS 633.66 is the source of this 1364-nucleotide messenger RNA. RefSeq lists its product as hypothetical. Lineage: Eukaryota; Fungi; Basidiomycota; Wallemiomycetes; Wallemiales; Wallemiaceae. The transcript has a single exon. The coding region runs from base 549 to 1301 and encodes 250 amino acids. The record is from RefSeq and is a predicted model, not a curated record.